AUGGAGGGAAUUUCGGAUACACCUACUCCAACUUCCACUGGCUUUCAGGCCGAAAAUGCGUUAAAUGGGUCAGAACCGUCAAUGAAUAAGUCAAUUUUGUCCGCUUCGUUGAUCUACAUGAUUCUGAGUUAUUUAAACACCUUCGGUAACGUUGGCAUGUAUUUGGUCUCUUAUAUGAGAGUGUCCGGGAAUAGACCCAAUGUCAGCUUCAGUUCAGUCUCUUGUAUCUUUUCCCUGGCAGUGCUCCUUCAGAGCCUAAGCGGUCUUUUCACCAGCACUGUGGAGAAGGCACUGGGGACCAGAAAAAUCACAAUUAUCGGCUGCACGAUCACUGCGCUGGCCCACAUAGCCUGCGCUUUUAACCUACACAACCUUACGAGCUUAUUAUUUUUUUACUCGGUAGUCGGAGGAGUCGCUUCAGGCCUAAUACUUCCAAUACCUUUGGAUGCUGCUGUUAGAACGAACCCGUCCAAGAGAGGAUAUAUAUGUGGAUCAGUGUACUUCUACGGCGGCAUACUGACGGUACUGCUGUGUCCUCUGCAAACAUUCUAUAUAAAUAAAGGAGACGUUAGACUGGGCGACAUAGUAAAGCCCUCAGACAGUGACGUAUACUAUAAAGAUGUUAAGCUACUAAAUAGGCUGCCUAAGCUAUUCAUAUUGCAAGGCCUACUUUAUUUGGUAGUAUUGGCAAUUUGUGUGUACUAUCUGGAUUUUCCCAAGGAUAGAGAACCAUCGCCGGAUUAUGCAGAGGAGCCAGAGAUAGAAUACGAGACUUUUAUAACCAAAAGGCUGAAUAACACUGGCGACUUCAAGUCUAACUACAAAAAUGACUAUACGCAAUACCUAUACCUGUGGUUUUUAAUAUAUUUGAGUUGGCAGUCGAUAAUUUAUCUCCAGUCGUACUGGAAGAUAGUGGCACUGUUAAAGCUGGACGGCUCAGAUUUAUUCAUCACGUUCAUUGGAGCCGCGGCAUCAGCCAGUAACAUCGUGGGAAGGAUAUUUUGGGGGAUCAUCUUCGACAUGAUAGGAUGGAAGAUUUCAUGGAUCAUCCUUGUAUCAGGCACGCUUUUCCUAACGGUGGCUUCUUACUUUCUUUUCGAGUACAACUUGACUGUAUAUGGAAUAUGGAUAACCACCGUGUUCUUCAUUCACUCUGGCGUAUUUUCAAUAGGACCAAUGACAGCUCAUCAGUUCUUUGGGCCAAAUAAAUUUAUUAUGAGUGUCGGAUUCCUUAACACGGCAAGGGCCGCAUCGGGGCUAACGGCUCUGAUCUACGCGAACUUCAACUUUUCGAGGUGGAACGACCACCUGCCGAUCACGGUGUCGCUGAUCUGCCUCGCUAGUCUGCUCAUAAUAUGGCUUUUCAACACCGGUAAAAACAAAGGUGUGACUCCAGCUUAA
Theileria orientalis strain Shintoku is the source of this 1401-nucleotide messenger RNA. RefSeq names its product membrane transporter. NCBI's taxonomy places the organism in Eukaryota, Apicomplexa, Aconoidasida, Piroplasmida, Theileriidae. Bases 1 to 1401 code for a protein of 466 amino acids. Gene Ontology annotation, molecular function: transmembrane transporter activity. The record is from RefSeq and is a predicted model, not a curated record. The transcript is spliced from 8 exons. Gene Ontology annotation, biological process: transmembrane transport.